This is a messenger RNA of Panicum virgatum (switchgrass), 678 nucleotides long. Its product is annotated as glutaredoxin-C10-like. Bases 167 to 499 code for a protein of 110 amino acids. The transcript has a single exon. NCBI's taxonomy places the organism in Eukaryota, Viridiplantae, Streptophyta, Magnoliopsida, Poales, Poaceae. The record is from RefSeq and is a predicted model, not a curated record.
CAACAUCUUUUCCAGCCUAUAAAAGGAAGCCAUGGCCAGCACCAAGAAACCACACCAGUCAACCUUUUCAAAUCAUCUGCAACUCUAAUUAAGGAGAGACGCUAGCUAGCUAGCUGUGCUGUGUCUACUCUAGAACCCUCUAGAAGCUUCCAUUGGAUCGAGAUCGAUGGACCGCGUGGCGAGGCUGGCGUCGGAGCGGGCGGUGGUGGUGUUCACGGCGAGCAACUGCAGCAUGUGCGACGUGGUGACGUCGCUGCUGGGCAGCCUGGGCGUGAACGCCGCCGUGCACGAGCUGGACAGGGACCCACGCGGCCGGGAGAUGGAGCGGGAGCUCGCCAGGAGGCUCGGCGCCGGCGCCGUGCACGGCGGCGGCACACCCACCGUGCCGGCGGUGUUCGUGGGCGGCGACCUCGUCGGCGGCACCAACAGGGUCAUGGCGCUCCACCUCGCCGGCGAGCUCGUGCCCAUGCUCAGGAACGCCGGCGCGCUCUGGCUCUAGGAGCUCAGACCACGCCGGCAGCGCCCAUGCAGCCAUGCACGCGCGUGCAAGCAUAUCUUAGCUUUUUUUUUUCGUCAGACGUGUACGAGUGCGUGAAUGCCAGGUUUUUUUGUAUCCUGUGCUUGGAAUAAGUCAAAUAAAUAUGGCAUCAGUAUUAACAUGAUUUUCGAUAUAUAUUU